Molecule: messenger RNA, 2776 nt
Organism: Pyricularia oryzae 70-15
Lineage: Eukaryota; Fungi; Ascomycota; Sordariomycetes; Magnaporthales; Pyriculariaceae
Product: WD domain-containing protein
Exons: 4
Coding region: 1-2493 (830 amino acids)
Biological process (GO): positive regulation of anaphase-promoting complex-dependent catabolic process; anaphase-promoting complex-dependent catabolic process; positive regulation of ubiquitin protein ligase activity
Cellular component (GO): anaphase-promoting complex
Molecular function (GO): ubiquitin ligase activator activity; anaphase-promoting complex binding; protein binding
Source: RefSeq, a predicted model, not a curated record
AUGAAGUUCGAACAACCAAGCCGUCUGGCCCGGUGUCCGGCACGCCGCUCCUGCAGCAGCCCCGAAGCUCUAACCCGGCUAGUUCCUCGGUCUUUAAAACCAGCGCCGCGUGAUUCCGGAUAUGGCUCUGAAGUCAAUCUUACACCAUCGACUUGCAGCGAACAGCUGGCUACGGUAUCACGGCCUUCCCUCAUCUCGGUUAGCUUGUCAGACUUAUACGAUGGCUCCGGGUCGCUUAACAGCGACGACCACGAUGACUUGGACUUUUCCGAGGAUGACAAUGAGGAAAUUGACACAUUCUCAGAUCUGGAGCCUCCUGAGGUGCCAAAGCCACCCCCGUUCAAGAAGUCUGCAACCUUGCCUCGGGCCUCAACACGCGCUCGUACCCGCCCGGCUCUUCUAGGCACAUUUUCAAUGGAUCAAGCUGCACUAAAGUUCAGUCGCAGCUCUAACACUACUGUCACUCGAGCCUCACAGAGAGCCUCUCCCCGACACGCUGAUCGCUUCGUACCCAGCAGAGACCAGUCUACUCCUACAUCUGAGAAGUUCAAAACGACCAAAAGUCUUCUACAACUGUCGCCGACCGAGAAACUGCUCCGCCACGAGCGCGCCACCCCUGAUGCAUUUUGCUUCAUCCCUCGUCGUACCGCUCCUAUGGCGCAUGAAUUCCGCUCCAUCUCUGGGUCUGGAACUAGAGCGGCAGCUAGAACAGGCGCUAGAACUGUCUUGGGCUCUAUUACACCAGCUAGCAGCGAUUUCAAUGUCCAGAACAAUCGUCAAGUCAGCCAAGGCUCUGUCUGGACGGUUAGUGGCACCGCCCCGGAUUUCCCGACUGGCGCCGCCAGCCUUGCCAUUGACGAUGGCCGGGGUCAUCUCGCCCAGAGCGGGACGACUGCCCGCUUGUUCACCACUACAUUUUCAACAAUCAGGCCCAAACCGGAGGAUGAGCUUGAAAAGCAUGAAGGAAGGCUGGCUGCUGCUCUAGAUAUUGACCGCGCCCUGCGUGUACUCGAUUUCGAAUCGCUAAACAGGCCAACUGUCUCCAGACGCCACACGGCAGCAGUUAAGGGCAGGUCCUUGCAAAACAAGACAUAUUGGAAUGGAAGUCAGUGGAUAAAUAAUGCAAAGCCUCCCAGCUCAACGUUAGUUGAUCACAGCACCAGGAUAUUGCCUGUCUCACCCUUCAAAGUUCUUGAUGCCCCUCGCCUUCGUGAUGACUUCUAUUGCUCGGUUCUGGCCUACUCUUAUAAUGCCCAUACUCUCGCCGUGGGAUUGGGCGGCUUUCUUUACAGCUGGUCAGAGGAAACUGGUGUUCGCCUCCUGGACGAUGGGCCCCGUGAUGCGAGUUGGGUCACAUCAAUCGCAUUCUCAUCGACCAACGGAGGGAAAGAUAUUUUGGCAUAUGGAAGAUCCAACAAAGUCCUUUCCCUCAUAUCUCUUCGCGAAGGCAAGCCCCGUAUUCAACUACCUAGGCCAAACCCCAACAAUCCUGGUGUUCAGGUCGAUACGGAGGACCUCCUUGUUGGAGAUGAAGCCGGCAAUAUUUACUACUACAUUGUGGAAUGGCCGGCAGACUGGGAGGUAGCAAGAGAUAACUGGAAGGGAGAGGCCCGGUGGGUGCAUAUGAUCAGCGUCCAUCUGCAGCAGAUAUGUGGACUUUCUUGGUCUAUAUCGGGCAGCAUGUUUGCCUCAGGUGGCAAUGACAACAUGUGCUGUUUAUUCGACACUGAGAAGGUGCUCGACUCGGCACCCGACCCCAUGAUUCUGGGUAGAGAAGGCAAGAUGUUGGACGUCACCGACCCGAGCUUCAACCCUGAAGAUCUCGAGCUCCCUGACGACUCCGACGACGAGGAAGGCGACUUCCCGGUACGCCACCCGUUGAUUGCCAAUCGCUUAAAGCUAGGCUCAGCCAAACAGCGCUGGGCCCACGGUGCCGCCGUCAAGGCCAUUGCAUUUUGCCCGUGGCAAGAGGGUCUUGUGGCCACGGGAGGUGGCUCAAACGACAAGUGCAUACACUUUUUCCACACUACGUCGGGCGCAGCGCUGGCCACAAUUGCAGUGGCUUCUCAAGUCACUGGUCUGAUUUGGAGCACAACACGGCGAGAGAUCGCAGCUACCUUUGGCUACGCUCAGCCCGAACAUCCCUUUCGCAUCGCCAUUUUCUCUUGGCCUUCUUGCAAGCAGGUUGCUGCAAUUCCAUGGGAAGGGGAACAUCGAGCUUUGUAUGCGAUUCCAUACCCAAGGGAACCGCUUUCAAACCCCUCAUCCGGAAAAGGUCGUGGAACGACAAGGCCACCAGUCUCCAGUGAGGACGGUCUCAAUGGAGGGAAAGACGGAUGCAUAGUCGUCGCAGCCAGCGAUGAGAGUGUGAAGUUCUAUGAAGUAUGGCCAGCCGAUAAACGACCCACUACUGGAGGAGUCGGCAUGCUUGGGGGCAGUGAUAUCCUCGAGUCGCUUGAAGGCAUCACGAAAGAGGGUGAUGUUAUCCGUUGAGAAGGUUUCUUGAGAAAAGGGCCAAGGCAAUCAUCCGGGGAUAUCCACACUGUUUUUUAAAUGUGCAUUACUCAUGAAGAAAGGCUUUUCUGUAAUGGGCAGCGGCCUUGGACAGAUGGGAGCUAUCGACGCAGUUGACGGCCUUUCCGAGUUUGCAUGGGAUUGGAUUGCACAAUCAUGGCUUUAUAUUAUUGGCUUGUUUCCUGUGCUCGUUCUCGAAACAAAUUAACGAACGAGAGAAUCGAACACGAUAAACUUGGUCAUUUUCUAACGCGCGCUUGAC